Molecule: messenger RNA, 399 nt
Organism: Vicia faba (fava bean)
Lineage: Eukaryota; Viridiplantae; Streptophyta; Magnoliopsida; Fabales; Fabaceae
Source: the annotation of a GenBank genome assembly
AUGGGGUCAUUUAAGGUUGUCUUUUAUACCAAAGGGUCAUUCGUAAAGGAUGAAGGAUUAAAAUACGAAAGGGGUGAUGUUUACGUUGGUAUGGAUUUAUCAUUUAAAACUGAAGAUGUGAAAAUAUGGUGGAAGUCUGAACAUGGCUCACUUGAAAAUGAUCUAAAAUCCCUUGUUAAUGAUGAGGAUGCAACAAUGUUAGCUAAGUGUGUUGAGGAAAGUAAGUGUGAUGUUGAGAUAUAUACAAAGGUAAGAUUAUCUAGUGGUGAGAAGACUUAUAUGGAGAGGUUAAAAGAGAAAGAAAAAGGCCACGUUAAUGUUGAGGAAAAUGAAGGUGACGAGGACAGUGAAUCAUCUGAAGACUCUUUGAAUGGAAUACACUUUGAAGAUAGUGAAUAA